AUGGCGCAACUCUGGAUAUUUUCAACGAUUCUGCUUCUGCUGCUGAGUCUUUCGGUGGUGUACUUUCUAAAACAACUCCGGUUGCUCAGAAAAUGUCCACCUGGACCUUUGCCACUUCCUUUAAUUGGAAUCAGCUGGCGGACUGGUUUUAGACUAACCCCUGAUCUUCUAAUUCAGCUUGCGAAACGUUAUGGAAAUAUUUACACAUUACUGGCAUGGAAUUUACCUGUAAUAGUACUGUCAGGAUACAAAGUUGUGAAACAUGGAUUGAUCAACCAUUCUGAUGACUUCUCUGAACGAGUAGAGACCCCCUUUUUAAGGGCUCUGUCCAGAGGAAAAGGCAUUAUUCUUUCCAACGGCCACACUUGGAAGCAGCAGAGACGAUUUGGCCUACUUACUAUGAGGAAACUUGGAGUGGGGAGGACAGGCAUAGAGAGUCAAAUACAAAACGAGGCUGGCCAACUAGUGGAGAUCUUCGCUGAUUCAAAUGGUCAGCCCUUCGAUCCUUUGUUGCCAAUCACCAACGCUUUCUUCAAUUUGAUCGCCAUCUUGGUGUUUGGGUACCGAUUCUCUCUUGAAGACGAAAACUUUCAGAAACUAACCAAAGGCCUGAUUUUUGGUUCAAGAUUUGUGGGCAGCUUCUUUCAUGUGCUGUACGAAGUACUUCCCUGGCUGAUGCGUCACAUUCCUGGGCCGCAUCAAAAGACACUGUCCCACAUUAAGUUUAUCUAUGAUCUGGCAAAGGAGGAGAUAGAGAAGCACAAGGAAAACCAGUCCUUGCACGAACCCCGGGAUUUUAUUGAUUACUAUCUUCUUCAGUUGAAAAGAAGCAAGAAUGAUCCUAGCGAUACCUAUGAUGAAGAUAACCUAGCUGAGUGCAUUGUCGAUUUUUUUAUAGCUGGGACAGAGACAAGUGCCACCAGUUUGCAAUGGGCAUUGCUUUUCAUCACCAAUCAUCCAGAUGUCCAAGAUAAAGUAUACAAGGAGAUACAAAAUAUUUGCCCCUCAGGCUUGAUUUGCUAUCGGGAUCGAAAGAAACUGCCUUAUACCAAUGCUGUGAUUCAUGAGAUCCAGCGGAUCUAUUAUGUCUUAAGUUUUGGUAUUGCCAGAAGAUGCAGGAAGGAUACGAACAUGCUUGGUUUUUACAUUCCAAAGGGGUCUAUAAUUGUACCCGAUCUCCGUUCAGUUCUUCUGGAUCCCGUGCAGUGGGAGACCCCUGAAAAAUUCAACCCCAAUCAUUUUUUGGACAAAGAUGGAAAUUUUGUGGUGAGGGAAGAAUUUCUUCCUUUUGGAGCAGGGGUGCGUAUAUGUUUGGGAGAGCAGAUAGCGAGAAUGGAGAUUUUCCUUGUCUUUACCAACCUGCUGAGGAACUUCCGGUUUCAGCUGCCUAAGGGAGUGAAACAAUUCAGACAAGAACCUAUAAGUGGACUUACAGUGCAUCCCCAUUCUUAUAAAGCUUGUGCUAUGCCCCGUCACAAUAUGGAGGAAGUUGGAAAAUGGUUGUUUGCUUUGUUCCUGACUGGGAUCGUGUUGUAUUUCCUGAAACAACUGUGGUCCCGUAGAAAUUAUCCACCUGGGCCCUUUCCACUUCCUUUCAUUGGAGUCGCAUGGCAGACCGGAAUUCGAGUAACUCCGACACUUUUAAUCAAGCUGGCUAAGCGAUAUGGAAACAUCUACACAAUAUGGUCAGGACACAUGGCUAUCGUGGUCUUCUCUGGAUAUCAGGCUGUCAAAGAAGCCCUCAUUCAGACGGAAGACUUCGCUGAGCGACAAAUGACUCCUUUUUUUAAAGAGGCCUUUAAAAACAAAGGUAUUAUAUUUUCAAACGGUCAAAACUGGAAGCAACAAAGACGGUUUGGUCUAAAUACUAUGCGAAAACUUGGCCUCGGGAAGAAAGGCAUGGAGAAUCAAAUAGAAGAGGAAGCUCAUCGGUUGGUUAAAAUCUUUGCGCGUGCAAAAGAACAGCCACUAGAUCCUUCGUUGCCUGUCACCACUGCAAUCUCCAAUUUGAUAUGCAUUGUGGUUUUUGGAUAUAGAUUUUCUGCCAAAGAUGAAAAAUUCCAGAGAAUGUUAAUAAACUUGAAUUACUAUAUGAAAUUUGGAGGCAGCUUUGUUUACCUGCUGUAUGAGUUGUUUCCAUGGUUGAUGAAAUACCUUCCAGGACGUCAUCAGAGAGUGUUCCGUGCUUUAAACGAUGUCACCUCGUUUGCCAAGGAAGAGGUAGAGAAGCACAGGGAACUUCAAUCACUGCACGACCCACAAGACUUCAUUGAUUACUACCUUCUUCAAAUGGAGAAAACCAAAGGGGACCCUGAGUCAGCUUAUGAUGAAGAGAACCUAGCUCAGUGCAUUGUUGAUUUUUUUAUCGCAGGCACAGAGACCACGGCCACCACCUUACAAUGGGCACUGCUACUCAUGGUGGCUUACCCGGAGGUCCAAGAGAAAGUCCGCCAGGAAAUAGAAGAUACGUUGGAUCCUACCCAUUCAAUCCGCUAUCAAGAUCGGGUGAAACUCCCGUAUACUCAUGCUGUGAUUCAUGAGGUUCUCCGUUUGAAAUAUGUCUUAAUUGUUGGAGUCCCCAGGCAAAGUGUCAGAGACGUGAACCUCUAUGGAUAUCACAUUCCAAAGGGGACUUUGGUUGUUACAGAUCUGAACUCAGUUCUUUAUGAUCCCAAGAGAUGGGAGACUCCUGAAAAAUUCAACCCACACCAUUUUUUGGACAAGGAUGGGCGUUUUAUAUCAAGGGAAGAAUUUUUGCCAUUUGGAGCAGGGCCUCGUGUGUGCCUGGGUGAGCAAAUGGCCAGGAUGGAGCUCUUCCUUUUCUUGACCAUCCUGCUGAGGUGCUUUAAGUUUCAGCUGCCAGAAGGAGUCAAAGAACUCAGCCUAGAACCCAUUGUGGGAUUAUCGUUGCACCCUCGUCCUUACAAACUUUGUGCUGUUCCUCACUGUAGGACCCCGUAA
This is a messenger RNA of Notechis scutatus (mainland tiger snake), 2961 nucleotides long. RefSeq names its product cytochrome P450 2J6-like. The record is from RefSeq and is a predicted model, not a curated record. Gene Ontology annotation, cellular component: cytoplasm; intracellular membrane-bounded organelle. Gene Ontology annotation, biological process: xenobiotic metabolic process. NCBI's taxonomy places the organism in Eukaryota, Metazoa, Chordata, Lepidosauria, Squamata, Elapidae. Gene Ontology annotation, molecular function: oxidoreductase activity, acting on paired donors, with incorporation or reduction of molecular oxygen, reduced flavin or flavoprotein as one donor, and incorporation of one atom of oxygen; iron ion binding; heme binding.